AUGCUUCUUACACGAUGGAUAACAUCUUUUCGAUUGUGUCGAUCGUUUACUUUUCCUGGACAUUUCUCAACAACAAUUAUUAAACUUGUUUUGCUUUUUUUUUACCCCUUUUUGUCUUAUUAUUCUGAAAUUAUUACUAACACUAUUUUAGGAUACAUUGGUGAAUUUGAAUACAUUGAUGAUCACAGAUCCGGUAAGAUUGUUGUUCAAUUGAACGGUAGAUUGAACAAAUGUGGUGUUAUUCAACCAAGAUUCAAUGUUAAAAUCAAUGACAUUGAAAGAUGGACUGAUAACUUAUUGCCAGCUAGACAAUUCGGUUACGUUAUCUUGACCACUUCUGCUGGUAUUAUGGACCACGAAGAAGCUAGAAGAAAGCACGUUUCUGGUAAAAUCUUGGGUUUCGUUUACUAA
Molecule: messenger RNA, 411 nt
Organism: Candida tropicalis MYA-3404
Lineage: Eukaryota; Fungi; Ascomycota; Pichiomycetes; Serinales; Debaryomycetaceae
Product: 40S ribosomal uS8 domain-containing protein
Exons: 1
Coding region: 1-411 (136 amino acids)
Biological process (GO): translation
Cellular component (GO): ribosome; cytosolic small ribosomal subunit
Molecular function (GO): structural constituent of ribosome
Source: RefSeq, a predicted model, not a curated record